AUGGAGAUCUCCGAGGAGCAGAACCACGUCUUAGGAACGUUCAACCUGGACAAGGGCCCCUGUCUGGGACGAGGCGGCUCUGCUCAAGUUGUUCUGGCCUCCAACAGGAAGGACCCCUCUGCGAAAGUUGCUGUGAAGAUCAUCUCUUUCGAGAGCGGAAAGCAAGCGAUGGUGGACCAGUUUCACGACGAGGUGUCUGCCCUACGAUGCCUCAGCCACGACCGCGUCAUGUCUCUCGUGACGUAUGCUUCCACCCCUCGCCAAGGCUUCAUCGUCCUGAAGUAUUACCCUCACGGUACGGUAGACAAGUCUUUCCCCGUGGAGUCUUCGGUGGCUCUGGGAUAUGUGGCAGAUGUUGCCAGAGCCCUGGACUACAUCCACAGACUGAGGAUCUACCACCAGGACAUAAAGCCGGCCAACAUCUUCCUCGACGGCGACGGAAGAGCAGCUCUGGGAGACUUCGGACUGGCGCGGAGACUGAAGGACGGAGAGAAGAAGGUGACCAGCUGGGUGUCUACCUGCGGCUUCUACGGGCCUGAGACUAGGACAGGACGGUGCAUGUGUCCCUUCAAGCUCGACAUGUACAGUCUUGGGGUCACCAUGUGCCUGCUGGUCUACAGAUGCUUUCCGUUGGGAUUGGACCCCCUGACCACCACGGACCAGUGCCGUGACGUCAAGCCGUCGUACAGGAAAGUUCUUCGCCACCUGUUGGAGCCGGAGCCCCGGCUACGUUUGAACGCCUCCACCUUCCUCCGCGUCGCCUCCGUGCUCUGUCCCUCUAGGCCACCUCAGUAG
Molecule: messenger RNA, 795 nt
Organism: Aplysia californica (California sea hare)
Lineage: Eukaryota; Metazoa; Mollusca; Gastropoda; Aplysiida; Aplysiidae
Product: probable LRR receptor-like serine/threonine-protein kinase RPK1
Exons: 2
Coding region: 1-795 (264 amino acids)
Biological process (GO): protein phosphorylation
Molecular function (GO): ATP binding; protein kinase activity
Source: RefSeq, a predicted model, not a curated record